This is a messenger RNA of Pararge aegeria (speckled wood butterfly), 2925 nucleotides long. RefSeq names its product protein quiver (gene qvr). The record is from RefSeq and is a predicted model, not a curated record. The coding region runs from base 326 to 805 and encodes 159 amino acids. Gene Ontology annotation, biological process: positive regulation of voltage-gated potassium channel activity; regulation of synaptic transmission, cholinergic; sleep. The transcript is spliced from 6 exons. NCBI's taxonomy places the organism in Eukaryota, Metazoa, Arthropoda, Insecta, Lepidoptera, Nymphalidae.
CGGCGGAGGAAUAGGGUGAAAUCGUCCCGAAAAAUGGGAUACAACCACAAUAUCCACCAAAAAUUAUUAUGAAACGUUAACUAAGCUAUUAGAUUAUUAACUAAAAACUAUGUUAGUGGCGUUAUAACAGUCGGUGCGUACGUAGUAUUAGUUUUUAGUUAGUGAUAUUGCUCGACGUAGGCCCUAAAAUGUAUGUGUCGGCGCUAAGGUCGUAACGAACAUGUGUGUGUAACGUUAAAUAUAUGUGAACCCUCGCGUCGCGAUGGAGCAGUGCAGCUGAAGCCAGGACUCAGUUGACAUCGGGAGCCAUCGGAAUUGUCGCAAAAUGCGCUGGAUUUUUCCCGUUCCAGUUCUCCUCAUGUCCUGGUUCGGAGUGGAGCAAGUAAAAGCGAACUCGUGCAUUCGGACUGCGUUGUGGGCUCUAAGUCUCACUCCCAUUGUACAGGCGGAAUGCCAAACCCGCACGAUAUACUGCUACGAGUGUGACAGCUGGACGGACUCGCGCUGCAAGGACCCCUUCAACUACACCGCGCUGCCGCGAGACCAGCCGCCGCUGCAGACCUGCGCCGGUUGCUGCGUGAAGAUGGUGCGAUACUCCAAGAGCCCGUACGAGGUGGUCCGCCGAACGUGCACCUCUCAGCUGCAAAUAAACCUGUUCAUGGUCGACCACGUUUGCAUGAUGGAAAGUACAGGCACAGGACACAUGUGUUUCUGCGAGGAGGAUAUGUGCAACGGCGCGUCGACCGUCGACUUCACGCUGGCGCUGACGGCACUAGUGUUACUGGCAUGCGCAUGUUGCAGGUGAAGUAGGCGGCUAGCGAGGGCUGAGUGUCGGUCGGUGUUAUCGAUUGCGUGGUUUUGUCAAUCGGUAUCUUUGUAGCAUUCGGUUAUACGAUAUAAAAUUGCAAUGUUCGUAAUUUUAGCGAUCUCGGUUGGGAAAUUGAAUGGAUAUUGGAUGUGUUAGCAUAACGAUUCGGGUUUUUAAGCGUUGGAUUACUUAGCGAUGUCGGUCGGGAAUAUCGAAAGAUAUUCGAUAUGUUUUAGAAAUUGGGUGGAAGUUGGAUAAUUAAGUGAUGACGGCUAGGAAAUUUGAAGUUGAAUGGUUGUUUAGUAACUCAUGGUGCAUUGAAAUUAGCUGCAAUGUGCAACGUAAUACUAGAGCGGUUUCUACACGUAAUUUAUGAAAGUUGUAUGAAGUGAUACGACCCUUCAUGCAACUUUCACCAAGAGUAAUAUCGGUAGAUUGAUUGGUGUAGAGUAGCGAUCAGAGAUCAAAUACGUUGCCGCUAUCGAUAGGUACUAGGUAUAAUCACCAUAAUAUCGGGAAUUCUAAAAACGCGUUUAUAUUUUGUCAUUCGUCCGCUGGAUAGGCUUAAAAAUAUUAUUUAAAAUCGACAACACAGAAUCCUUUCAAAGAUCCCAAGCGAUAUCGACGUUAUGAAAUAUUCGAUUGGUAUCGACUGUACAUAAUCACCGAUCGAUACAGCUCUUACAACACUAUUUCGAUACAAUUUUGUUGUAAGAAGUUGAUACCGUAUCGAAAUAUUUUUGAUUUGCGUCCGUUUUUAUUACCGACUAACGAUAUGCACGCAUGGCUAGUAUUGGGCACGAAUCAAAAUAUCGAUAUCGGUACAAUCGGUCGACAGACUCAGCGCAGCUCUAGUAUUAAUUAAAUUUUUCGUCCAAUAGUAGUCUGUAGACAUAGUUUUCGAAGGUGCUUAGUUUUCACAGCGCAUUUUGAAAUAAUAUAAAAAAAAAUAGACAAAAACUCUACUAACCUUUUUCAUUCACAUUCCAUUUAAUAAAAUUAAUUUUUCGUAUUAAAACAUGGAUGAAUAAUAUCCGUCGCUUUAAAUUAUAAAAAUAAACACAAUUGUGCAAUUAAUACUAGGUAUCAAACUUAAUUUAUAGUCUCCACACGAAAUACGGUAAGCAACUAGGAUUGAAUACGGGCGACUUUUUAGGCACAGCCUCGAUUCGCGCCCUCUGUACAAAAUGAGUAAAGACUAAAAUGACUAAAAUGAGCCACCAUGAGACAUGUUAGACUCGAAAGUUAGACUCUUUAUGACAUUUACAUCGUAUUACACAUAUAAUAAAGAAAAAAAAGCGUUAUUGUGCAAAGGAUUAUAAAAACGUAUAAACGGACCACGGUGUUUUCACAAUUUGAGCACAAAGUUAUAAAACGUUCCGUCAGGCGAUCUUCAGAUGAUGUUGCAAAUUUAUAAAUAUUUUGGUCGUCGGAACUCAACGACAGAUUUUUGACUUUGGGACCAUCUUCACCAUAUCGACAUAACACGAACUAAUAAAAUUAAUGUAUUGAGACAUUUUACACAGCUUUAUGUCAUGAGACAUUAUUGUUUAAAUUGAUGUGUGCCCAACAGGUAGUUAACUUAUCGUAUACUACUGGCACGAAAAUGGAAGCGUUUGCUUUACGCCACAGUAACUGUUCCCCCCCAGGCUCACCCGCGCUAACUAAAGGCCGUAACGUAAUGUUAUAUUGGGCAUACGUCCCAUAACAAUUUGCAAUAUCUCCUAAGCUGUACGAUAUAACAUGUCGAUAAGCACACUGUACAAGGUCUAUUUAUAUAAGAUUCAGAAUUUUAUGCCCAAAAAUCGAGAUUAAAAAUUACAUUUUUUUUAGAUUAAAUGCGUCCUUGAUAUUGUUGUGCUUAAGAUAAUAAGACAUCGACUACCUAUUUAUAUUAUUUAAAUUUAAUAAAGAGCAGUAUUUUUGUAGAACCUAGUAUUUCUGUAUAGCCAUUUGGAAAGCGCACGCGGAUAAAACCAGAUCGCGAACGUUUUAUCUUCGGGCUUGGUUUAUAAAUACCAUUGUUUCUGACUAAGGUCUUAUUGCUACAGAAUUAAAUAUCUGUCUAUGUUACUUUUAGAUUUAAUAAAAAAACAUCCUAAUGGCGAAUGAUUAAA